Molecule: messenger RNA, 4442 nt
Organism: Cataglyphis hispanica
Lineage: Eukaryota; Metazoa; Arthropoda; Insecta; Hymenoptera; Formicidae
Gene: Alg12
Product: probable Dol-P-Man:Man(7)GlcNAc(2)-PP-Dol alpha-1,6-mannosyltransferase
Exons: 8
Coding region: 166-3048 (960 amino acids)
Biological process (GO): protein N-linked glycosylation
Cellular component (GO): endoplasmic reticulum membrane
Molecular function (GO): alpha-1,6-mannosyltransferase activity
Source: RefSeq, a predicted model, not a curated record
UGUUUUGUAACAGAUACGUGGUUGGUGCCCGACCAUACAGUAACACCGCAACAAUAACACGUUGAAAAAAAGAUUCUUCGGUCUCGCUUCCUAAGUCUAUCAUGAUAAGGUCAACGAAUUUGCCGAGCGAAGAUACACAAUUAGUAUAAGCGCAAUUCAACGAUCAUGGAGCAGCUAAUAAUCCUAAUAUCGAUGUUAUAUCAAUUAUAUUGUCCAUUCACAAAAGUUGAGGAAAGUUUCAAUCUGCAGGCUAUGCAUGAUAUCCUCUAUCACGGCUUCAAUCUGACAGAGUAUGAUCAUCACGAAUUUCCUGGAGUGGUACCACGUUCUUUUCUGGGACCUAUUGUAGUAUCUGGUUUUGCCUCGCCAUUAAUAGCAUGCCUUAAUUAUCUAAAGCUCAAUAAAGUUAUUGCUCAAUAUGCAGUAAGAACAACGUUGGGGGUAUUGGUGAUAGCUACAUUCAAGUUAUAUAGGCACGCUUUACAGAAUAUCUUUGGGUUGCAGUUUACAAAAUGGUUUAUUGCCAUAACUGUAACGCAAUAUCAUUUUAUGUACUAUCUCAGUCGUCCACUGCCAAACAUAAUGGCUAUGCCUUUAGUGUUACUCGCCUUAUUUGGAUGGCUAAAGCAAAAUUAUGUGAUAUUUAUCUGGGCAUCAGCUGCAGCGAUAAUAAUAUUCAGAGCAGAACUCGCCAUACUUUUAGGAUUGUUCCUAUUAUUUGAUAUAGCUAGCAAAAAACUUUCUAUACAGAGACUAUUUAAAAUCGCAGUUCCAGCUGGUAUAUUGUUCUUAGCACUUACUGUUGCUAUAGAUUCAAUAUUCUGGAGACGCUUAGUGUGGCCAGAAGGCGAAGUAUUUUAUUUCAACACUAUUCUUAAUAAGAGCAGUGAAUGGGGUACAUCACCAUUUUUAUGGUACUUUUAUUCGGCGUUGCCAAGAGGUCUAGCAUUUUCAUACUUUCUAGUUCCUGUGGGGAUGUUUUGGGAUGCUAGAGUUCGUACGUUUACCAUCCCAGCUAUUGUAUUCGUCGCAUUAUUGUCAUUUCUACCACAUAAGGAAUUGAGAUUUAUCAUAUAUGUGUUUCCAUUACUAAAUGUUGGUGCAGCUGUUGCUUGCCAUAGAAUAUGGGAAAACAGAGCAAAAACAAAGUGGCAUGGUUUUUUAGCACUGGUAAUCCUGAUUCAUGUUGCAUUAAAUAUUGUAUUCUCCACAUUUCUGCUAUAUGUGGCUAAUUUUAAUUAUCCUGGAGGUGUGGCAAUUACUAGAUUACAUAAACUCGAGAAAAACUCGAUCGAACCAAUACAUGUACAUAUCGAUGUAUUUACUGCGCAAACCGGAGUAUCAAGAUUUACACAGACCAAUGCUUCUUGGAUAUAUUCGAAACAAGAGAAUUUGACUAUUAAUGAUCCUGAAAUGCUUCAGUUCACUCAUCUUUUGAUAGGAGCAAAAAGCAAAUAUUCUCCAAAAAUAAAAUCUUAUCUUAAAACCCAUAAUAUUAUAGAUUCUAUCGAUGCAUUCUCGCAUAUAGCAUUUAAUUAUAACAUGAUACCGCCUAUUAGAGUUAAAACAAAACCUAGUAUAUUUAUUAUGAAAAGAAAAUCGAAUAUCACAUACGAUCCUCAUAAAGCAAAAUCUUCGAUUUUCGUAAAGAAUCCUCCAACACAGAUAGAUAAUAUAAAAAAUGUAGAAUUUAACAUGUCACAUGAAGUAAAUACAAUAAAACCAAUAGUUCAUAAUAUUGUGGAGUCAUCAGAAAAAUUUGGAAAGCCAGAAAAAAUUGAUAAACAAAAUUUAUCAGAUAUAGAAAAGAUCAAAGAAAUGAUUAUUAAUAUCGAUGAAGAAGUCGAAAUGUUUAACAAUCUAAUAGAAAAUAAUGCGACAUCUAUGGAAAAUACUACUACGUGGAAAAUUGAAGAUAGGAAUAAAUUAUCGCCAAAUUCAAAAGAUAAAAAAGAAAAAAAUUUGGAUUCUCAGGAAAAUUUCGAAAGUAUUCCUAAUAUUUAUGAUGCUAAACUUGAUGAAAAAAUAAAAACGAACAUUGAAGAAAAAAAAAUUAUUAAGGAAAAACUUGAAAACGAUUUAAAUCUGCAACAAGAAACUCAGGGCACUAAAAAAACGAUUAAAAAAAUUAUCCAGGAAAAGAUAAAAGAAGACAAUCAAAAAAGAGAAACAAAUGAUGAACGAAAUGCAGAGUUUCCAAUAAAAUUAAUGAAAAGAGGAGCUAUAACAACAGAAUGGCCAAAAAGAACGAAAAUGUUACAAUCCAAUUUACAAGAAGCAAAGGAUUUUAAAAUCUUAACAAUUCAAGAUAAAAUUCAAGAUCAAAAGAUUGCAAAAGAACAUAUAAAAAAUGAUGAUAAACAAAAAUUUAAUAAAGCAAAAGACACUACACAGAAGACAGAUAAAAUCAAGAUAAUAAAAUCAGUUAAUCGAGAGCAAAUCGCGGAAAACGAAGAUCUAAAUAAAGAAAAAAUUGUAGAUGUAACAAUAAAGAAGAUUACAAAAACACAUGAGAGCAUUGAUACAAAAUUACCUGUCACUGAGGGACAAAUUGUAAAGAAAGAAGGUAAACAAGAUCUUAAACCGUCAAAAUCAAUAAAUGUAAGAGAAAGUAUAAAAAAUAUAAUAAAUCAAUUUAAAGAAUUUGAAAAAGAUUUUAUAUAUGAAAAUAUUGAUUCAAUGACAUCAACAAAUGAUAUAAGCCAUACAAAUCAUAUUGAGAGCAAUCUACACAUAACAGAAAUGGACAACAGUAAUACAGAUCAUUCUGUAAAAAGUGAGAAUCAAGUUGUGGUAAAAGAUGCUAGAGAAAGUUUCAAAGAAAUAUUAGAUCAAUUUAAGCAUAUCAAGGAUGAAUUAACUUUAGAGGAGGAUGAUCAAUUUGAUGAAAUCGCAGCAAAAUAUAUGGAACAGCCAAUUGCUGAAACAUUAUUACAGUUUAGUGAAGCUCUAAAAGCUUUAAUGCAGCAAAGAAAGAAAACUUUGCCUGAACAUACGACCAACUUGUAUGAUAACCAAAAUAUAAACAUAUCAGAUAUCAGAAGAUGAUUAUAGCUCAGACAUCAAAUAAAAUUUACAAUAAAAAAAAUCAUCACAAGCAGCAACAAAAGAUAAUGCGAAGAAGACGAAAAUGGAAAAUGGUUAUGCGAUCAUUAAGAAAUCAUAAACUGUAUAAAUAAAACGGAAAGGCAGAUACGAUAGUGCAAAUGUAAAUAGACUAAAACAAGAUGUUAUUAUGAUUUCUAAUAUAAAACAAGUAUAUAUAAGAGUUUUAAAAAUCGUAUUAAAAAUGUCUUUCUUUACUUUUUAUAGUAUCAAUCUUAUUUACAUUAUUUGAAAUAUGUAAAUUUAUGAAAUAAUGUAAAUAAAGAUUGGUAUUAUAAGAAAUAAAGUAUGUAAAUAAAGAUUGGGACUAUGAGAGAUAAAAAAAAUUCGAUUAGAAAAAUAUUAAAAAUUAAUUAAAUAGUCAGGGCAAUUAAAUAUUGUUUUGUAAGUAACUUCAUCAAGUGUUACUAGUGAAACAACUAUGUAAUUAUGAGACUAUGUAAAUACGUUUUCCUGUGAUAUCAAAAAUGUUAUAUUUUUUAAUGUAUGCUUACAUAUUAUCAAUAUGCAAAGCAUAAAAUUUAUUUUUCCAAUGUGAGAUAUUCAUAUAAUGAAUUGUGAAAAUGGUUUGGUGAAAAAGUACUAUAUAAUUUUUCGUUUUAUUGAUUUAUAUUACAUGCAUAAUUUAAAUUUUUACUUUGCAUAAAAUUGUACAAAUAUAGAAAAAAAAUAUAUUAAUUUAUAUAUAGUAAUCAAGAGAGAGAUACAAACAUUUUAUGUAGUUUUAUAAUUUCAUUAUUACUUUCUCUUCUUUCAUUACAUAUAUUUUUAAGUGCAAUUAUAGAUAAUUUAUUUGUUUGUAAACUGUGCAAAGCAUUGAAUUGAUACGUGAGUUAUAUUAUUAUCAGAUUUUUGCAUUUAGAAAUUGCUUAUAUAAAAUUUCUGUUCCUCUGAUUAUAUAGUGUUAUGCUUGUGUUUGUAUGUAGUGAAUCAGAUAUUAAAUCAUAAAUUUACAAUAACAUAAAUUAUAUAAGUUAUCUAUCAUAUGUAAUAUAUUAUGUAAUAUUUACAGAUUAAUAUUUAAUUUUCAUUCAUAUUGGUAUCUACAGAGCAAUCAAGUGCCUUAUUAAAUCUCUUCCAAUAUUUGGAAUGGUGUUAAAAAUAAAUGUAUAUAUAUGCAUGAAUAUAAUAACUGUACAUGUGCUUAAUAAUUAUAUAAAUUAUAUUAUAUGUAUUAGUAUUUUAUAAAUUGAAAUUGUUCGAUAUAUUAAAGAGAUAAAGAUAUUAUAGAGAUAUUAUAAAGAGAAUUUACAAAUUAAUUCUUAGAACACAUCUAUUUAAAUGUUUAUUUUAUGUGAUGGAAAAAGAAUAUUGUUACAAUAUAUGUAAGAUUAAAA